UGAAUAUCGGUUGUCCGGUUUCGCUUGUGUGGCAGACGCUUGGAAUGGAAUAGAUAGAGUGAAUAAUUUCGUGCAUUGGUUGAUGACAUUGAUAAUGAGCUGUUCUAAAUAAUCUAAACCACGUGGAUUUACAGAUUAAGCAUUGAGGCUGGCAAAGGAGCUAAAUCUUGGGAUGGAGAGAUAAUUUCCCACCAACACAAUGUUGAGCAUACAUUUUGGUAAUGAAGUUUACUCCAGUCAACAUGGUGAUGAUCUGCCCCUGGUGGAGUUAGCUCCCUUUAGUGAUGAAAUAUUUGCUAGCUAUUCAGGACCAGACGAUGGGCUUGCCUUUGGUCUGGAUAACAGGGCAAAAAACAUUGACGGUGAGGUUGCAGGCUCACAGAGAUGGAAUAUAAAGGCCCAGAAGGCCUAUGGUAUCUGUAUAUCACUGUACGAGCAACAUCCAGUCAGUGGCAAAAUGUCAGGUGACCCAGUAGCUGAUGCAUUUGCAAUAUGUGCCAGGGGCAAUAACUGUGUAAUGUUGAUAGCUGAUGGAGUAAACUGGGGCGAGAAGUCACGGCUGGCAGCUAGGUGUGCUCUCUACGGCAGUAUGGAGUAUAUAAAUAAUAGAAUAUUUAAUCUCCGUCGACAACCAACUUCCACACAUGAUGUAUUUUUGAUUCUACGGAAAUCUUUUGACAAGGCACAUCUUGAGAUAAUUGAGAGAGAAGGUGGAUUGACAACAUUGUGUGCAUGUAUGGUGUGUCCUGUGAAGAAGUCUACCCAAUAUGCAGUCUGUUCUCUAAAUGUUGGAGACAGUUAUGGUUACAUCUUCAGCCAUAAUCAAGGUAUCAGAGAGGUCACUCAGGGUUCACAUGAUGUCUCAUUAGUCAGGGACAUCCGUGAUGCUGGAGGUGCGAUCGGACCAGUAGACGGGAAAAAUCCUGAACUUCAUAAUCUUACGUACGGACUUAGCUUCGCAAAUCAGGGUGAUAUUGUGUUCCUUACAACAGACGGUAUAUCUGACAAUUAUGAUCCAGUCGUUACUAAAAUUGCUGUUGCUCCCAUUGAUCAUGUUAAAACAAACAGUGAAAAAGAAAGUGAAAAUUCAGACAAUGAAGAAGCUACCUCAUCCACUUCAUGUAUAAACGGAAAACCGGAAAUGGAACCGAAAGAACGUCAUAUUUAUGCAAUGAAGGAAAUGGAAAGAAUCGUGCAUGAACAUGAGCUUGUUACAGAAGAGCAAGUGUCUGCUCAGGAAUUAUGUAGCGCAAUAGUUCAACAUGUGCUUUUAUUGACCGAUCAAAAACGGAAAGUGCUAGAAAAUCCCGACCUGUACAAACGUAAACGAUUGUCACAAAAAGACAAACAGAGAAGGGAUUCUGAAAUAGUGUCGAAAAUGUCAGAAGCCCCUGGUAAAUUAGACCAUGCUUCUAUAGUUUCUUAUGAAGUUGGCCAGUGGAAGCCUGAUGAAGACGAGAUGGACUGUAUACCGCUAGAAGGUCCGCAAACAUCGGAGUCUGACAACAGCUCUCACCAUAGUUCAGUAGAUAACACCCAUUUAAAAAGUCCUACAUCUCCAUCUUCCCAUAGCAAUGUCACGUCCCCUGGGUCAAGUUCAAAGAAAAUACGACCAAAAAAAUUAUUUAACAAAUUACGCAAUAAUUUAAGUAUGAGCUCUUCACCAAACUCACCAAGUACAGAACAAAGUCCAGGCGGAUCGAAUGUUAUUACAGCCAAACGUUUUUCUUUUAAACGGACGAGGGCAAAGUCCGAGCCUGGUAUCGUCACUCCCACUAGUCCUGUCCAUCCAAGAGACUUCCGAUCUCCACCAUUUGAUGAUUAUAGAUACCCUAGAUCUCCAGUUAGUCCUACCCCAAUGAGUCCUGGAACGCCCUCUGGUGGGCUUCCGGGCCUUCCAUUGCCAGCUCCACAUCCGUAUAGGAAAUCCAUAGCAUUCGAGUCUGCCGUAUAAUUAUUUAACCAUAAUGUAUUUAUUCCUUUACAAUAAUCUGAUAUUUUUCAUCUAUUACAAUAGAUAUGAAUACAUAUUUUAAGAGGGACGUCUUCCCAAAUUAAUCUUUUUGAUUCUAAAAACCAUAGACAGUUUUGUUAUAUGAUUCUUUUGUGAUGAUUUUUUUUUAGUUAAUUUUAGAUUUAACAGGUUGUAGGGAUUUAUUCAGAUGUUUUUACAUAGAUUAUUUAUUGUGUUUAAUUGAUGAAAAACGUGAUUUGAAAAUUUAUGAAAAUAAAAUUUAUAUUUACAGAAUUAAUGUACAAUUUUGUCUGAACUUUGAAAUUAGAUUUUUAUUUACAAAAUUUAAUGACAUUUUGGUAGAAAUUUUGGUAGGUAUUUUUAAGCAUGCACAAUUAAGCUAAACAGUUGUAAUUGUAUUUCUGCUAUCUUUUGAGUUUUGGUUUUCAAAUCUGAAUUUUUGUUGUGAUAGUGAAAAUUUUGUUUGAAAUUAUUAUUUUUUUACCCAAAAGCUGAUCAAUUUAAAUGAUUUAUUUAGGAAAAAAAAUCUCGAGAACCAACAGGGUAGCGUAUAUUACAGGAAUCAUUUUUCAAUUUUUCAUAAUUCAGUGUUUGAUUAAUUAAAAGUGAUAAGUAAAUUGCAUUGAAUUGGUACUUAAUAUUAAGUAAAUUGCAUUGAAUUGGUACUAAUCCAAAUAAAGCAGGCAGGUGCGUGCCACAAGCAAAAUUGGAUAAUUCACAGUACAUUGCAGUGUUGCAUCUAGGCCGGGCGAUUGCGCGAUUUGCGCAUAUUUCAUGCAGAUCGCGCAUUUUAAUGAAGUCAAUGCGGGCCAAGUCGCGCAUCUGACAUUUUUUAAAAUUUAUUCAGUUUAUCUUCAUCGUGUCUUGAAAGCUUCAGCCAUGUUUGUUUUCACUCGUGGAUAUGACUAAAAUACGUACUAAAAAGCGUGUAGCAGCCGACUGGGUCAUCUCGCGUGUGUUUUGUAGUAUUCGUCAAUAUUUUAUUUUUUCUACUUCCGUUCUUGAGCGGACGAUAGCUGUCAAAAAUGCCUGAACGUAAAAUAAAUGAAUUCUUUUCGAUAAGUCAUAGUGUAAGGUAAAUGUAUGUCCCCCACAUUUUUUUUCAAGUCCCCCACAUUUUUCAGUUUAGUGGGGGACAAUCCCCCAUAAUUUUGAAAUUCUAGAUGCAACACUGACAUUGAAACCUUUAAUGAGAUUUAUCUUUUACUAAGUUUAAUAAUGUUAUAAAUGAAUGAUAAAAUUUACCAGAAGUUAUGCUUAGAACAUUUAGAUAUAGGUUUUAUCAUUACCACAAGUGUUGCAUUAUGGUUAAGUUAAGAAUAUAAAAUUU
Ruditapes philippinarum (Manila clam) is the source of this 3305-nucleotide messenger RNA. RefSeq lists its product as uncharacterized. NCBI's taxonomy places the organism in Eukaryota, Metazoa, Mollusca, Bivalvia, Venerida, Veneridae. The transcript is spliced from 7 exons. The coding region runs from base 200 to 1954 and encodes 584 amino acids. The record is from RefSeq and is a predicted model, not a curated record.